UGUUCAUAACUUAAUUCGGGAGGGUUUGUAGGGAUAUAUUGAGAGUUAUUAUAUUUUGCCCAAAAGUUUGCUAUGCGUUGAGUAUUUUUUUUAUUGGUAACUACUAGCUCAUGAAUGAUCAAUUUAAAAAUUAAAAAAAAAUCUUUAUUAGAUAAGACGUUGUGAACUUUUUCCGAGUGUACGUACGACUGAGCUAAGAAGAGCGCGGUCGUGAUAAGGAGUACAAGCACCAUUGAAAUCCAAUAUCAAUGCGAAAUUUACACAGUGCUGGGAACCUUCAGCGCUGAGGCCCAGCUCUUUUUAGUUGCUGUGUCUGUUUAGAUUCGAUCUGAAGACCGUAGACCGUAGCACUGGCACCACCAACACUACCACCGCCCAAGAGGCAAAAGACUGCAGUGUCUUGCCCCUGCAGCGCACUACUGGUAAUCGUUUCGAUCACCGAAGUGCAGCCCCGUCGAAGCAGGCACCGUCACCAACGAGUCACAUUCGUCGCGAUUCAAACAAAACGUCAGCGCGGCCCAGAGCGGCUCAUAGACAUCGAACGGAGUGCGAUCGUAGCGGUUCGUUCGUUGUUCGCGGCUCGCGAUUGGCAAGUCUCGCAGGGUUUCGGAAAUUUGGCAAGGGUCGAGCGCUCGGACGGCAAGAACACAUCCUUGCCCGGGUAAUCUCUUCGCGAAUAUUAAAUCCGGGACAAAAUAAAAGAAAAGCCAAAGGUGGCCAGACCAUGUGCUGUUGAGAGCGGAAUGUGCCUUUAUCAAAAUCUCGACGAACGAGUAAGUGCGCAAUUUGUGAACAGAGCCGAAAAUAAAUAAUUGUGAAUGGGCGAGAACGGGGCGUAAAACUUGACUGAUAUCCGCCGAGUCGGAAACUCGGAACCGGAGACCUAAGGGGCAAGUGAGUGAACCCCGAUAACGGCCAGCCCAAGAUGAACACCUUCAAGCGCGGAUUCUUCUGCUCGGACCUGAGUAUACGUUACCCGUAUCGGGAGUGCACCAUCACGGUGCCAAUGCUGCUGCUGAUGAUGCUCCUGCUGCCGAUGCUGUUCCUGGCCGUGGCGGAGAUCAUGCGCAUCUGCAAGCGGUUCCGCACACGGCUAUACCUGCGCAACCUGUGGCGCGCCGAGGCUACCUUCAGCUUCGGCUUCAUCGCAACCUACCUGACCACGGAGCUAGCCAAGCAUGCUGUGGGGCGACUACGGCCCCACUUCUUCCACGCCUGCCAACCGCGCCUGGAUGACGGCAGCAGCUGCGCGGACGUACAAAACGCGGACCUGUACGUGGAGCAGUUCCACUGCUCCAACCGCGACCUCUCCGCUCUCCAGAUCCGGGAGCUGCACGUCAGCUUCCCCAGCGCCCACAGCAGCCUCAGCUUUUACUCGAUGUUCCUGCUGGCCCUGUAUGUGGACGGGGCAUGGCGCGGCCGUGGUGGAGUGCGAGUGCUUCGCCACCUGCUCCAGUUCGUGCUUUUGAUGGUAGCGCUAUGCGUGUCCCUCAGCCGGGUAGCCGACUACUGGCACCAUUGGAGCGACGUCUUGGCUGGCGCCCUGCUGGGUCUAGCUUACGCCACCAUCACGGCCGUUUACGUGGGCGACCUGCUUCGCCGCCGGCACCGCCCAAGGCAGUCGGCCCUCGGCUACAGCCACCACCUUCACCACCACCACCACCAACUAAUGGCGGACAAGAACGCUGGCGCCAAGGUGCACUUCCUGGGAGCAAACGCCGCCUCGAUGACAACCAGCACUCCUCUGGAUGAUCUGCAUAGCCGGGACUCGGACCCGGAGGACUCCAACGAGUCUGACCAUUCCCACGACUGCCACGACUCCCGGGACUCUUGUGAUGGGGAUGAGGACGACGACGACGUCGACAUGUACAAACCGCCCGCUUCCCGGCCACCUUCCCAGAGCGAUCUCUCCCACGUCGUGUGAGACAGCUGGAAUAAUGGCUCAGGCGGGAUCGACUGAGAGGCUUAUCGGCCUGCCGGCUGCUAUUUCGACUAUUUUUCCAUUUAGAAAUCGAAGCAAACUGAAAAAUGAGAUAAGCGUGAGGCAAAUUCCCUACCUGGUACUGGUCACCCCUCCCCUCCCGGGCCGAUUUACGAAAUGUAAUGCGAGAAGUUGUGCAACGUCCGCGGCUGAGUUGGAUCGCUUGGACGCCGAAACAGUGGGCUAAUCAUGGAAUCCGUCUUCGGAAAGCGU
Molecule: messenger RNA, 2194 nt
Organism: Drosophila bipectinata
Lineage: Eukaryota; Metazoa; Arthropoda; Insecta; Diptera; Drosophilidae
Gene: laza
Product: lazaro
Biological process (GO): signal transduction; phospholipid metabolic process; phospholipid dephosphorylation
Cellular component (GO): plasma membrane
Molecular function (GO): phosphatidate phosphatase activity
Source: RefSeq, a predicted model, not a curated record